AGUUGAUUGAAGAAAACAAGGAGGAUGAAGAACUGAAUGAAGAGGAGAAACAUCACGUCAAAACUGGAGAAAAACCUUCGAGUCGCUCUCAAACCAAACAGAAAGAUUUAAAGAAAAGAAGAGCCAAGAAAUCUUUCACCUGCACUCAGUGUGGUAAGAGCUUGAAAUGCAAACAGAGUCUCAUGAUUCACACGAGGAUUCAUACUGGAGAGAAACCAUUCACUUGUGAUCAGUGCGGGAAGAGUUUCACACAAUCAUCACACCUUAAGAGACACAUGAUCAUCCACACUGGAGAGAAACCCUUCAGAUGUGAUCAAUGUGGAAAAACAUUUUUAAGUGCUUCACACCUGAAGAAUCACCUGAAAGUUCAUACAAAGGAGAAACCACAUUCAUGUUCUUUGUGUGGAAAGAGUUUUUCACAUCUGCAGAAUUUAAAAGUUCAUCAGAAGAUACACACUGGUGUGAGAGAUCAUAUGUGCUUUGAGUGUGAGAAGACUUUUAUUACAGCUCAACAUUUGAAACUGCACGAGAGGAUCCACACUGGAGAGAAACCUUACAAGUGUUCACACUGUGACAAGAGAUUCAGUCAGUCAUCACAACUGAAAACACAUGCGAGGAUCCACACUGGAGAGAAACCAUUCAAAUGCAAUCAGUGUGGGAAGAGUUUUACAUACAAAGGAGGCCUUAUGCUGCAUAUGAGAGUUCAUACGGGAGAGAAGCCGUUCACAUGUGAUCAGUGUGGGAAGAUAUUCGCACGAACAUCAAAACUUAAGGAUCACAUGAACAUCCACACUGGAGAGAAACUGCAUGAAUGUGAUCAAUGUGGAAAAACAUUUUUGUGGGCUUCAAACCGGAAUAAUCACCUGAAAGUUCAUUCAAAGGAGAAACCACAUUCAUGUUCUUUGUGUGGAAAGAGUUUUUCACAUCUGCAGAAUUUAAAAGUUCAUCAGAAGAUACAUACUGGUGUGAGAAAUCAUAUGUGCUUUGAGUGUGAGAAGACUUUUAUUACAGCUAAAGAUUUGAAACGGCACCAGAGGAUCCACACUGGAGAGAAACCUUACACGUGUUCACACUGUGACAAGAGAUUCAGUCAGUCAGGAGACCUGAAAACUCACGAGAGGAUCCACACUGGAGAGAAACCGUAUCACUGCACUGCAUGUGGGAAGAGUUUCAGUCGUUCAUCUUAUCUACGCAGUCAUACAAAAAAGAUUCACAGUCAGUAGAUCAUCUGGAUUUAUAAUUUUCUGUCUAAUAGGCCGCAAGUGGUAAAAGUGGACAAUUCAUGAUCACCCACCAUUGUUCUUAAUACUGGUGCCCCCCAAGGAUGUGUGUUAAGUCCAUUUCUUUACAUUCUCUAUACGAAUGAUUGUCAGAGUCCAUCUACUACUAUUCAUUAUUUUAAAUAUGCAGAUGACAGCUAUUCUUGCGUUGCUCAAAAACAGUGAUAACGAUUCUUUUUUGGACUAUCAACGUUCCAUAACAUAUAUUAGCACAUGGUGUGAUGACAAUUUUUUACAUCUUAACAUUUCAAAGACUAAAGAACUGGUUUUUAGCUCCUCCAAAACACAGAUCCAUCCCAGUAUUGACAUUAACGCGGAGAUGGUUGAAAGAGUCGAGCAUUUUAGAUACCUUGGCAUUACAUUGGAUGAUCAUCUCAGUUUUAAUCAGCAUAUCUUAGGUAUCCAUAAAGGCUGUCAGCAGAGACUUGUGGCGCUUUUCCACUGCGUGGUACGACUCG
Sinocyclocheilus anshuiensis is the source of this 1738-nucleotide messenger RNA. Its product is annotated as zinc finger protein 271-like. The record is from RefSeq and is a predicted model, not a curated record. The transcript has a single exon. NCBI's taxonomy places the organism in Eukaryota, Metazoa, Chordata, Actinopteri, Cypriniformes, Cyprinidae. The annotation marks the transcript as partial.